This is a messenger RNA of Lotus japonicus, 3669 nucleotides long. RefSeq lists its product as uncharacterized. The coding region runs from base 164 to 3349 and encodes 1061 amino acids. Gene Ontology annotation, molecular function: GTPase activity; GTP binding. The transcript is spliced from 14 exons. The record is from RefSeq and is a predicted model, not a curated record. Lineage: Eukaryota; Viridiplantae; Streptophyta; Magnoliopsida; Fabales; Fabaceae.
GCAGUGAAGAAGAUCAAAGACUCACACACAGUCUCUCUCUUGGUUUUCCCUCGCCAAUUUUAAAUCAUCUCAAAAGCACAACAAAAAGCUAAAGUCAUUCAACAAAAUCAAAAACAAUUCCACUCGAGAAAAGGAAAAGCAAACCGCCACAAACAAACAAACCAUGAUGAACAAGUUUUUCAGCCGCGGCAGGGACAAUGCCGCCGACACCUCACCGCCCUAUACGGCGGCGACGUCGUCCGCUUCGUCUCCGGUCACAGGCCCCGCGAGGCCUAUACGCCUUGUCUACUGCGAUGAGAAGGGGAAGUUCCGGAUGGAUCCCGAAGCCGUCGCGACGCUGCAGCUUGUUAAGGAACCCAUCGGGGUUGUUUCCGUCUGCGGUCGUGCUCGCCAGGGGAAGAGCUAUAUCUUGAACCAGCUCUUAGGAAAGAGUAGUGGAUUUCAAGUAGCAUCAACACAUCGGCCAUGUACCAAAGGGCUUUGGUUGUGGAGUACACCUUUGAAGAGGACUGCUCUGGACGGAACUGAGUACAGUCUCCUGCUAUUAGACAGUGAAGGAAUAGAUGCCUAUGAUCAAACGGGAACAUACAGCACCCAGAUAUUCUCACUGGCUGUCCUUUUGUCUAGCAUGUUCGUUUAUAAUCAGAUGGGUGGUAUUGAUGAGGCUGCCCUUGAUCGUCUUUCUCUUGUCACCCAAAUGACAAAGCACAUUCGUGUUAGAGCAUCUGGAGGAAAGAGUUCUGCAUCUGAACUAGGACAGUUUUCCCCAAUUUUUGUUUGGCUCUUACGGGACUUCUAUUUGGACCUAACAGAAGAUAACAGAAAAAUAACACCCCGUGACUAUUUGGAACUUGCUUUGAGGCCUGUCCAAGGGAGUGGGAGAGAUAUAGCUGCUAAAAAUGAGAUUCGGGAUUCUAUUCGGGCUUUAUUCCCAGAUAGGGAAUGCUUCACCCUUGUGCGACCUUUGAACAACGAAAAUGAUCUGCAGCGACUGGACCAGAUAUCGAUGGACAAAUUAAGACCUGAAUUUCGAGCUGGCCUUGAUGCUUUGACCAAGUUUGUUUUUGAGAGAACAAGACCAAAGCAAGUUGGAGCGACUAUGAUGACAGGGCCUGUAUUGGUUGGUAUUACUGAAUCUUAUCUGGAUGCUAUCAACCAUGGUGCUGUGCCCUCAAUUUCUUCCUCAUGGCAGAGUGUUGAAGAAGCUGAGUGCCGUAGGGCAUAUGAUUCUGCUACUGAAGUUUAUAUGUCUUCUUUUGACCGUUCAAUUCCACCUGAGGAGGUUGCUUUGAGGGAAGCACAUGAACAAGCAGUUCAAAAGUCAACGGCUGCAUUUAAUGCUAGUGCUGUAGGAGUUGGUUCAGCUAGGAAGAAAUAUGAGGGCCUUCUUCAGAAAUUCUUGAAAAAGGCUUUUGAGGAUUAUAAGAAGAAUGCAUUCAUGGAGGCAGAUCUGCAGUGCUCAAAGGCCAUACAGUCUAUGGAAAAGAGGCUGAGGGCAGCGUGUAAUGCCUCUGAUGCAAAGAUUGAUAAUGUUGCAAAGGUUCUUGAUGCUCUUUUAUCCGAAUAUGAAAAAUCAAUUCAAGGUCCAGGGAAGUGGCAAAGAGUUGCUGUCUUCUUGCAACAAAGUUUUGAAGGCCCUGUGCUCGACCUUACCAAGAGGCUAUUGCAAAAAGUUGAAUCAGAAAAGAGUUCUCUUGCUUUACAAUAUCGGUUGAUUGAAGAUAGGAUUGCCCUACUGAACAAGCGGCUUGAAGCCAGUGAAGGCGAAAAAUCCGAAUACAUUAAAAGAUUUGAGGAUGCCAUGAAUGAUAAGAAAAAACUAACUGACGAAUAUAUGAAUCGCAUUACUGAGUUGCAAGGCAAUCGUCGCUCACUGGAUGAGAGGUAUUCUAGUUUAUUAAAAACAUUGGACUCUACCAAGCAAGACUCCAUGGAUUGGAAGAGGAAAUAUGAACAGGUUUUAUCGAGGCAGAAAGCUGAGGAAGAUCAAGCAAGUUCCGAAAUAGCAGCCCUAAGGUCCCGGAGUGGUGCUGCUGAAGCAAGGUUGGCUGCAGCAAAGGAACAAGCUCAGUCGGCCCAAGAGGAGGCUGAGGAGUGGAAGCGAAAGUAUGAUAUUGCCAUGAGAGAGGCAAAAAUUGCUCUUGAGAAGGCAGCUAAUUCGCAGGAGCGUAAAAUUAUGGAGAAUCAAUUGAGAGAAGAUGCUUUAAGAGAAGAAUUUUCUGGAACUUUGGCUGAAAAAGAUGACGAAAUUAAAGAGAAAACCGCCAAAAUUGAGCAUGCUGAGAAGUGUUUAACAACUCUGAAAUUAGAGUUGAAGGCUGCUGAGUCAAAGAUAAGGAGCUAUGAUACAGAAAUAUCGUCACUGAGGAUUGAAAUUAAAGAGUUGACUGACAAGUUAAAGUCUGAAAAUGCUAAGGCCCAGUCAUAUGAGAGGGAAGCAAUGGUAUUUCAGCAGGAGAAGAGCCAUCUGGAGCAGAAGUACCAAUCUGACUUCAAAAGAUUUGGGGAGGUCCAGGAAAGGUGUACAACUGCUGAAAAAGAAGCUGCAAGAGCUACUGAAAUGGCUGAUAGAGCACGGGCUGAAGCAGUCAUUUCUCAGAAGGAGAAGAGCGAGAUGCAGAGACUGGCAAUGGAAAGACUGACACAGAUUGAGAGGGCUGAGAGGAGAAUUGAAAGUUUGGGUAGGGAGAAAGAUAACCUAGAAGGUGAGUUGCAGAGAGCAAAGGAUUCAGAGAAGGAUGCACUUGACCGAGCUAUGAAACUAGAGGAAAAGGUGAAACAGAGGGAGAAGGAUUUAGAAUCACUUUUGGAUAAGGAUAAAACACACCGACGAAAUAAUGCACAGAUUCUUGAACAACUUCUGGAAACAGAACGUGAAGCACAUACACAGGCAAAUAACCGGGCUGAGGCUCUCUCGCUGCAGCUACAGUCUGCACAAGCCAACAUUGACUCUCUCCAUCAAGAGUUGACUAAAUAUCGUCUGAAUGAUAGUAAGCUAAAAACUGCUUCUGGUGUUGGUAAGCGUAUGAGGGUAGAUGACGACCUUGGUGCAGAAUCUGUACAAGACAUGGAUAUGAGCCCCAGAAUUUUAAGGGGAACUAAAAGAGCUAGGAGUACAUCCUCUCCUCUUAAACACUCGCAGCCAGAAGAUGGUGGUUCCAUCUUUGAGGGUGCAAAUGAUGAUCAUAGUCAGCAAACAAAUGAGGAGGAUUAUAAGAAGUUCACUGUACAGAAGCUUAAGCAAGAGCUGACAAAGCAUAACUACGGUGAUCAGCUGCUUCGAUUGAAGAAUCCUAACAAGAAGGAUAUCAUUGCUCUGUAUGAGAAAUGUGUUCUUCAGAAGUCAUAAUGUGUUCUUCAUGGAUUCACUCCCUCUUGGUCUUGUCUAAUUCUCAUUUGUGCCUUGGGUGCUGACUUAUAGACUAGACAUAUUGUGUGAAUUUAACUUUUCUUUGAGUGAGUGAUUUUACGUAUUGGGUGUGUUUACUUGGUUUGCUAGCUAUGAUUAUCGGCCAUAGAGAAUUUUAAAGGCCUUAUCAUUAUUAAUUGAUUGCUUGAGUUGAGUAGGGUGGGUGUAUUUAAUAUUUCUGUAUAGUUUUUCUUGUGUCCUACUUCUUUGUUUUGGUUCAGAUUUAAAAUAACUUAGUGAAUUUCGCUUCUUUUCACAGA